This is a messenger RNA of Aspergillus aculeatus ATCC 16872, 951 nucleotides long. RefSeq names its product putative formin binding protein. Gene Ontology annotation, molecular function: RNA binding; zinc ion binding. Gene Ontology annotation, cellular component: precatalytic spliceosome. The record is from RefSeq and is a predicted model, not a curated record. Bases 1 to 951 code for a protein of 316 amino acids. Gene Ontology annotation, biological process: mRNA splicing, via spliceosome. Lineage: Eukaryota; Fungi; Ascomycota; Eurotiomycetes; Eurotiales; Aspergillaceae. The transcript is spliced from 2 exons.
AUGGCAGAAUACUGGAAAUCAGCACCAAAAUACUGGUGCAAGCAAUGCAAGAUAUUCAUUCGCGACACCCCCUUCGAAAAAGCCCAACACGAAGCCACGGGCAAACACCAAGGAAACCUCAAACGCUUCCUCCGCGACAUCCACCGCAACAACGAGCAGCAGCAGCGGGAGUCCCAGCGCGCCAAGAGCGAGGUCGAGCGGCUGCGGCAGACGGUCGCGGGACUCAAUGACCCUAGCAAAGGGGGCGAUGCCGCGGGGGCACCGUGGCGGCAGCGAGAGACUCCCAAACCCCAGGAGAGGCCGGUGUCGAUGGAGGAGCGGAAACGGCAGAUGGCGCAGUUGGCGGAGAUGGGGGUGGCGAUUCCGGACGAGUUCCGUGGGGAGAUGGCACUAGCGGGGACGUGGCAGACUGUUUCGGAGAAGGUGAUCGAUAGUGGGGAGGAGGGCGGUUCGACGGCGGGGAGGUCGGUGGGAGUGCGCAAGCGCAAGUUGGAGGGGGGUAAUGGUGGUGCCGGUGAUGCUGAUGUUGAUGAGGAGGAAGCGGAGGCGAAGAGGGAGGCGGAGAGGUUUGUCUCGAAGGGGUGGGGGUCGUCGGUUAGGAGGUAUCCUGGGGCCAAGGAGAAUGACACGGAUCUGGAUGCGCUGCUGGCGUCGACGAGGGAGAUUAAGAGGGUGAAGCCUUCGGACGUCAAAGCGGAAGCGGACGUGGAUGCGAAUCCGAGAACCCAGCAGGAUGCAGCGCACGCGGGGAAGCAAUCAACAAAAGGCCACUUCGUGCCGGUCAAGUCGGAGGGAGAAGUGCAGCCUGCAGAGUCGGAUGAAGCACCUGCUGUCAAGGAGGAGCAGGCAGGGGAUGAUACAUCGUUGGAAACUGUACCGAAAACCGAGGCUGAAGAGCCAGCUGCUGGAGUUGUGUUCAAGAAACGCAAACCAAAGGUCAUGAGGAAAUGA